AUGACAGAACCCCAGCCCGAGUCGGGCGACGAGGCAAGCCAUGCGAAACCCACCACUUCGGUCCACGAGCGCGAACAGCAGGUCUCGGACGGUGGCCAAGAUACAGCUAGCCAUGUGGACGACGGUGACGAACACGACGACGAGGACGAGGAACACAGCGAAGAGGAUGACGAAGAGGACGAGGAAGAGGACGAGCCAAAACUCAAGUAUGCGCGUCUCACCCACCACUUGGGCCCCGUCUAUAGGAACGGCGACGCUACGAGUGCCUUUCUCGUCGCCGGAGACAAGAUGGUCAUCGGCACGCAAUGUGGCAAUAUACAUGUCAUCCAACUCCCUACGUUCCAACCAUUGCUCGCCUACCAUGCCCAUGAUGCUUCCGUUACGAGUAUUUCGAUUUCGCCAUAUCCCCCUCCGUCUCUGCCAUCCACCCUCAAGCCCGAAGCCGUGAGCAGGGCAAUGGCCGACGCUGCCAGUAUCCCAACUACAAAGCAGUCCGACCCGAAACCGUCGCCCGCUAAACAACAGAGGACUCGCGAGCUGCCCCAGGUUCCCAACCUUCCAUCGAACAACAUAUACAUCGGAACCUCAUCUCAAGACGGCAUGGUUCGCGUUCAGCCGCUUAUCGAUUUGAAAGACUUCCAACUGAGGAAUUUCGCCCGGCCGGUACAGGCAGUUGCUAUGUCGCCAGACUUCAAGAAUGACAGGACCUAUAUCUCCGGAGGGCGUGCUGGCAACCUGAUUCUGACCGUUGGCGCGCCGUCAGGUCGAAGUACAUCGACGACCACAGGAACAGCUACUGCCGCCGCGUCAGGAUGGUUGGGCAGUAUCGGGAUAGGGGCAAACUCCGGCAAGGAUACAGUCCUCCAUUCUGGAGAAGGGAACAUAAACACCAUCAAGUGGUCUCUGUCGGGGAGAUAUGUCGUUUGGCUCAAUGAACACGGUAUAAAGAUCAUGCGAAGCAAACUACACCUCGAGAGCGCCGAUGCUGAGGACGCCUGGAAACGAAUCGGGCAUAUCGACCGGCCACAGACUGACGAGUGGGAGGAGAUGGCGGGCUUUUGGCCAGGCCGGGUGGAAUGGAUUGACGAUGAAGCACUACAGGAUGAUGAAGCAGGACGCGCCGACGCUCACACUGAAGGUACUUUGUCGCCAGCCACGACGAAACUGAGCCAACAAGCCCGACGCACCCACAAGGAGAUUGAACGGCUCCUGGUGGGCUGGGGUGAAGUGAUAUGGAUAAUUCACGUCCACCCCGGAAGCAAGGGGUUUGGCAAACAUGUGGGCGAGAAAUCCAUUGGAAGGGCUGAGAUUGUAAAGAUACUUCGCAUGGAUUGCAUUAUUUCUGGCAUCUCCUUAUAUACCCCGAAUCUCCUAUUGGUCCUUGCUUACUGCAAGCCGGAUGAAGACGAAGACGAAGACCCUCAGAAGCCCAGGCCUGGGAAAGGCCACAAGGCGCAGCCAUCUACUGCGUCAAGCGGUAGUGAGCCCUCAGGCGGACGCAAGCGUCGGCGAAAUGCGCAGCGCCCCGAGUUGAGACUGAUCGAUCUCAACUCGCAAGCCGAAGUCCACACGGACACUCUCACAGUACGGAGCUUUGAGGGACUUUCUUCCAAUGAUUACCAUCUUGGUGUGCUACCAGCUACGAAGGCCGCCUCUGUAGUUGCAUCUAGGGGUACUCUGGAAGCUUUGGCCGGUAUCGGCAACGACAUGUGGAAUGCUGCUAUUAAUCCAAAAGCCUUGUUCAGUUCCGGUGCGAGCAUCAGGAGCAGAGACAGUAACGAUGCCGCCUCUUCGGGUCACCGAAUAGGAAGUACGGCAGGCAGUGUGCGAGUUAGUUCUCAAUCAUUCUCCCAGCCCGUACAUCCCAAUCUUGUGAAACCAGGGGCAAAGAUUUUCAUACACAGCGUGUAUGACUGCAUACUCGCCACCAGCAGGGACCGGGGUGAUCAUCUUGCUUGGCUCUUGGAACACAAGAGAUACCAAGAGGCGUGGGAGUUGCUGGACAAGCAUCCCGAUAUCAUGAACACUCCGCUCGAGAGGCCCUCUGAGCUUGGCUCAUCAACACCCGAUCGACAGUCGUCGGUAACGGAGGACUUCUAUGAAGAGAGUUUAUCCGGGGCUGAGCUCCGCGGAUCAGCUUCGAACACAUUGACGGAAAAGGAAAAACGGCGGAUCGGUGAGCUGUGGGUCCAAGAGCUUGUUGAAGAAGGCGAGUGGAAUCAAGCCGCUGCAGUUAUAGCCAAGGUGGUCAACACGCCGGACCGCUGGGAGAAAUGGGUCUACACUUUUGCAGGAGCAAAGAAGUUUGAUGAGAUUGCAAACUACAUCCCGUCCGAACCCAUGCACCCCCCGAUUCCCGGCACAAUAUACGAGAUUGUGCUGGGCCACUACAUCCAAACCGACAAGCCACGAUUCAAAGAGUUGCUUGAUCACUGGGGCUCGGAGCUUUUCAACGUACACGAAAUCUCUACAGCACUUGAGGAUCAACUCAGAUACCGUGAUGUGCGGGAGGAAAGUGUCGAAGACGGGGAGAAAGGACGGGAUUGGAGAAUUGUGGUUGAGAGUUUGGCUCGGCUAUACGAGGCAGAGGGGCGGUACCGAGACGCCCUGAAACGUUACAUCAAGCUCCAGGAUGCAGACUCGGCCAUGCGGCUGAUUAGAGACAACCAUCUUGCUGAAGCUGUCACUGAUGACGUUCCAAGCUUCAUCGCGCUUAGGGUGCCGGAAGCACAGCUCAGUCGGAUGAGCGUGGAUGAGCUUGAAGAGGCUACCUCGGAGGCCAUCACGUUACUGGUGGAAGAAACACAUCGGGGUCUCGUCAAACCUGAGAUUGUGGUCACACAGCUGGAACAAAAGAACUUGAACACAUACCUCUACUUCUACUUCCAAGGUCUGUGGGCCGAGUACCGGGAGCGUCCUGUCGACGAGACGGUAUCACUCCUCGACAGCUACGCCGAUCUAGCAGUUCACAUAUUCGCCGCCUUCAAACGUGAGCUUCUCAUGGAUUUCCUCAAGGUAUCGACAUCCUACUCUUUCGACAAGGCAGUUCAAGAGUGUGAAAAUUCCAACUACAUUCCCGAGCUCGUCUACCUAUACUCCCGGACUGGGCAGAUGAAGCGGGCACUAUACCUCAUCAUCGACCGGCUGGGUGAUGUGUCGCAGGCCAUUGCAUUCGCCAAGGAACAGAACGAUCCAGAUUUAUGGGAGGAUCUGUUGAACUAUAGCAUGGACAAGCCUCGAUUUAUCCGUGCUCUGCUGGAGGAAGUAGGCACCUCGAUCGACCCGAUCACCCUCAUCCGGCGUAUCCCAGGGGGCCUGGAGAUCCCUGGGCUUCGUGAAGGUCUCAAGCACAUCAUGAAGGAACACGAGAUCCAGUACAGCAUCUCGUCCGGAGUGGCUCGUGUGCUGAGGUCCGAGGUGGCGGCAGCGCAGAACCAGCUGCGUAGUGGCCAACGCAAGGGAAUCAAGUUUGGUGUCGUUGUUCAGGGCUCAAACCAUAUAGACAUUCAGAUCAAAGAGGUACCCAGCAUCGCAACUGCAAGCACCUUGACCCCCACUGCAACGCUCCAUACAAACGUCUCGGAGAUUUCCACCGCCGCUCCGGUCGUGCCCCCAAGCCGGGGUAGUAUUAGGGACGGGCAUCAGCCCGAGCACGACCAUAGAGAAGCGCAGCCUGGCCACUGUGCGAGCUGCCACGAGCCCUUCACCGAAUGGGAGAUGGAGACGUUGGUGGGCUUCGCAUGUGGCCAUGUAUUCCACAUCACGCAUCUGCUGGAGGCCCUGGGUCAGCGGGUGGACUCCGGGGUACUAAGCAGCGGUGAGGACCGCUCCAGGGGCGGUAGACUCGUUGGUAGCAAGGUCACACGUGCAAGGCUGUUGCGGGACCGUGUCGAGGGGUGCCCUAAGGUCUCCAAGUGCUUUGGUCUGGCUCCCCGCGCACAUAUAAUGAAGCUAGAUGCCGCACAGAUACCCACAGGCUGGUACCUGGACGACUGCGCCUACAUCAAGUAUAGGCUCGUGACCUCUGGGUUCAAGUCGGACCUAUUCUGGUUUCCUACCAUCACACAAGCGGCAGUUCUCAGUCUCAACCGCCACACACUGCAGCACCAACGACGACGACCAGCUCAACUGCCUCCGCACGCUCGUCAAGCACAGCUCGUCAAGGUGCCCUUCGAGAACCUGACGCAGCACUACUCCUGGCACCGCGUCGUCGACGUCAAGCCGCAGCACCUGUUCCGCAAGAUCGUUGCGGGGGCUGAUGGGGUUGGGGGUCGCGGUCGCGGCGGCUACUGCAUGGAGGCCAACUCGCUCUUCCACACCGUGCUGCUGAGCCUGGGCUUCGCCGUCUACGUGGCCGGCGCGCAGGUGUAUGAACCGUCCGAGGGGAUAUACGGAUUCUCGCACUGCGUCAACAUCGUCACGAUCGGCGGGGUGCGGUACAUCGUCGAUGUCGGCUUCGGGGCUAAUGGGCCAGUCGGGCCUGUACCGCUUGAAGCUGGGCUCGAACAUGCGCAUGUUGAGCCGGCGCGCGUGCGGUUGCUGCAUGAGCCUAUUCCGCAGCAGACGGACCAGGGGUGUCGCGUGUGGAUUUAUCAGCACUGCGAUAUCCGCGGCAUGAAUCUAAGUCCCUGGACGAGCAACACGUCGUUCUUCACGCGCAAGGUGGUCGUCGUGCGCUUCACGACGGACCAGGAGGAUGAUGGUGACUCGGGGCCGGGGCCGGGGUCGGCGGGCACGGAGGCUGUCGCGGAGGGUGCGGUCGAUGGUGCGCUGAUUUUGUUUGAGGAUAGCCUCAAGUGGCGGCGUGGUGGCGAGACGAAACUUGAGAUCAAAUUUGAGACCGAGAGUAUGAGGGUUGAUGCUUUGAGGAGGUAUUUUGGCAUCGAGCUGGAUGAUGAGGAUAGGGAGGCUAUUCGUGGGACUGUUAGUGAGAUUGUGGGAUCUAGGAAGCGAAUAUCGGGAUAG
Molecule: messenger RNA, 4965 nt
Organism: Anthostomella pinea
Lineage: Eukaryota; Fungi; Ascomycota; Sordariomycetes; Xylariales; Xylariaceae
Source: the annotation of a GenBank genome assembly